AACAUCCAUCCCUUCGUGGAUGUUAGUGUGUUAGUAAAAGACUAUUUUGUUGUUUUUUCCCCUCAUGGUCAUCUGUUGACACUGGGAAGCUUUUUGCUUGUGACAGAUCUUAUUAGGAAACUAAUAAGCAAUGGGAAGCAGCUUGAUGCUGUUAACUAUGCAUAUGCCUUCGAUGUUGUGGGGGAGUUCCCUCCUGUGCCUCUUCUUAAGGCCUACUUGAAGGAAUCAAAGAAGGUAGCCCAAGAGGUCCGGAAAAGGGGAAAUGGCUCCCUUCAGGCACAGAAUGAGGCCAUUGCUAAAGAACUUGCUGCAUGGAGAGCAAUAAUCAAAUGCAUUGAAGAGCACAAUCUCCAAUCCGAGUACUUGCCGGAAGGCCUUGAAAAGCAUAUUGCUCAGUUGGAAAAGCAGAAGGCAGAUAGGAAGCGACCGGCUCCGACGAUGCCAAAGACCCAGCAACAGCAGGCUGCAAACAAGCGUCCCCGACCAGCUUUAGUGGGUGUAGCUGGCCCCACCACUCUAACUGCACCCCUGGUUGCACAAAUUAACCAACAACCACCGCAUUCGUCUAGCCUGAGCCUGUUGGCUGACCGGGUAUCUCCGUACCUGCUUUCAGCCGGGCCUUAUGGCUUGGCAGGGCCUGGUGCAGGAGCUUCUGCACUCUUUGACUGUCAGGGUCCCAGCUAUCUAGGAUCACAUCUGGGUUAUGUUGGGGGCAGGAGCCCACCGAUGUCUCAUCUCUACUCCACAGAGCUAUCAUUUAGUUUGUAUGAUAAGCCUGUUGGUUACAGUGGUUACACUGCGUCUGGUGGCAUGCAGCAUGGAAAUUUGCAGCCCAGUAGUCUGCAGCAGCCUUUUCACCAAUCAUACUAUCCUUAGAUGAGUAUGGGGUUCAUUUUUUAAAAAAAAAUUUAUUAGGAACUUGUUUGUUAAUCUGGUAUGGCUUAGUCUGCCCUAGGGCAUGGUCAAACCUUAUAUUUGACUACUUACUACAAAUGUUGAUGCAUGGUGCAACUUGGUUAAUCAAGUUCGUGGUCAUGGUCUUGUCCUGACGGUAGUUCAUUGGGCAACAACAGCUUUGGUUUAUUUAUAUAUGUUUUCUGUCCAACUAGGUAAUGGAGGCCUUUACAUAUUUUAAUUUAGUAGA
This is a messenger RNA of Magnolia sinica, 1144 nucleotides long. RefSeq names its product FRIGIDA-like protein 2. The transcript is spliced from 2 exons. Lineage: Eukaryota; Viridiplantae; Streptophyta; Magnoliopsida; Magnoliales; Magnoliaceae. The record is from RefSeq and is a predicted model, not a curated record. The annotation marks the transcript as partial.